Molecule: messenger RNA, 1900 nt
Organism: Sapajus apella (tufted capuchin)
Lineage: Eukaryota; Metazoa; Chordata; Mammalia; Primates; Cebidae
Product: paraneoplastic antigen-like protein 8C
Exons: 3
Coding region: 599-1213 (204 amino acids)
Source: RefSeq, a predicted model, not a curated record
UCCAGGCCUCAGAGCGGAAGGAGACGGUGACGUCACAGCGGGAGCAAGUGCAGCGGCCACAUCUCGUCCUAGUCUGGCCACAGGGCACUUAGGGCAAUCUCUGGGCUGGCGGUGAGGGACGCGCCUCCCGGCCGGUCAGGGCCCCACCCACGACACUCCAUUGGUGGAGAUCAGCAGUCCCAGAUCCGCGGAGACUGUUGGGGCCUGCGAGACCUUUGGAGGCCACGCCAAGAAAAGGGAAGCAUCGUCUUAAGACCCUCCUCGGUGCAGCCUCGCCCAGGACCCGGGAGCCACGAGUCAGGUGGCAAACGCCGCCUUCUGCUUCUCCAGCACGCGUAAGUCCCUGGGAAUCUUGGAGCCCACUCAGAGGGAGCCACGGAAGCCCUGACUGACACUGCACAGCCCUGUAGGCAGGGGCUGGGGGCAUCCUUCACUGAGCUGGACGAAGGGGGCCUGGGAGCGGCCUCUGGCCCCGAGGCCUCACUCUCUCUCCUAGCCUUUGGGAAGGAAUCCCGGCAACCUGGAUACCUCCGUGGAUUCCCGAGGCAGCUCAGGUGUGCGUCAGCGGGCAUACUGCUGCCUCAAAGAGUUGGGGAAGAUGCUGUUUGGCGUGAAAGACAUUGCCCUGUUGGAGCAUGGGUGCAAGGCCCUGGAGGUGGACAGUCACAAGUCCCUGAUGAUCCUGGGGAUUCCCGAGGACUGCAACCAUGAGGAAUUCGAAGAGAUUAUUCGGCUGCCCCUCAAACCUCUAGGCAAGUUCGAAGUGGCUGGGAAGGCCUAUCUGGAAGAAGAUAAAUCCAAGGCGGCCAUCAUUGAGCUGACGGAGGACAUCAAUUACGCCGUGGUCCCCAGGGAGAUCAAGGGCAAGGGCGGGGUGUGGAGAGUGGUCUACAUGCCCCGGAAGCAGGACAUCGAAUUCCUGACCAAGCUGAACCUCUUUCUGCAGAGCGAAGGGAGGACGGUCGAGGAUGUGGCGCGGGUCCUGAGGCAGGAACUGUGUCUCCCAGAGACGGGCCCCGGAGAGCUGCCUGCAAGGAAGUGCUGUGUGCCUGGGCUGGGGGAGAAGCCGGAGGCUGCGGCCACUGUCCGGAUGGACGUGGUGCCACCUCCAGACUCCUUGGAGAAGGAGAGCAAGGCUGGAGAUGGCAAGAGGGGCAAAAGGAAGAACAAGAAAAACCGCCGGCGGCGUCACGCCUCGGACAAGAAGCUGUGAGGUGGUGGUGGCAUUGGGUGGGCGUGGGGGGUGACCGUGGGAGGGUAGGUACCACGUGAGUACAUUUAAGGAGUAUGAGUGAGUGUGGGUAAUACAAGUGAGGAUAGGAAUGACUCUAGUGAAUGAGUAACUUUUGAGCGAGAAUGGGUAUCCUUUGGAUAGCACAGGUAACAUCUGACUAGUGUGAACUAUCUUUAUCUGAGUUAACUAACUUGUGAGUUACAUCUGAGUGUGUGUGGUUAACUUCUGGCUACCCUUGGCUCAUUCAUUCAUCCUACAGAUAUUUACUGUGCACCUAUUAUGUCCCAGGUACUGUUCUAGGAGCUGGGGAUACGGAAGGGAGUAAACUCAACAAAAAUCCCUGCCUUCAUGGCACUCAGAGUAAGUGGGUAAUAUUUAAAUUACUUGGAGACAUCGGAGUGAGCGUAGGUAGCAUUUGAGUAGAUGUGGGUAACAGUUGAAUGUUCACAAAAUCUGGUUGAGUGUGGAUUACUCCUUCAACCAACAAAAUUUCCUGAGGCCCUACUGUGUGCCAGGCACUGGGGAUACAGAAGGGGAAUAAAACAGACCAAAACCUUGCCCAUGACUGUCAUACUACAUAUUUGAGUAGGCGCAGGUAGCAUUUGUGUUACUUGAAUACACAUUAGUGAGUGUGGGUAGCAUCCGUGUGUGAGGGUAUCAUCCGCG